This is a messenger RNA of Alternaria rosae, 1215 nucleotides long. RefSeq names its product ThuA-like domain-containing protein. The record is from RefSeq and is a predicted model, not a curated record. Bases 318 to 1013 code for a protein of 231 amino acids. NCBI's taxonomy places the organism in Eukaryota, Fungi, Ascomycota, Dothideomycetes, Pleosporales, Pleosporaceae. The transcript has a single exon.
CAUAGCCUUUAGAUCCCCAGUCUGAGUCAAAGGCGCACUCUAUUCAUUAUACGAGAUGUUAGCUACUGCGCCGUAUUUCAUCUCAGCACUGCACGUAGGGUCUCCGCUAGACAGCUGGAUCCAGCUACUCAUUGUAGUCUUCAACCCGUGCUGGUAUGCAUGACGUCAUGUGCCGCCGGUAGAUGGUAACUCAGCCUAAUUCAGUUGAUGUUGUAUAAAUCAUAUACCCUCGGUAGCGCUAUACAACGAUAUCUCUUCCAAAGUCAAGCACAAGUGUUGGAAGCCUCACCGCACAAUCAUCCGGACAGUGCGCGAACAUGGCCAACACCACAGCAUUCAACGUCCUCGUCUUCAGCAAGACCACAGGCUACCGUCAUGACUCUAUCCCAGCUGGUAUCCGCAUGUUCCAAAAGUUAGCCAGCGAUACGAACCUCUUUAAAGUCACAGCUACUGAAGACGCCUCGCUGUUCACUUCGUCUUCUCUCGCGCAAUAUCAAGUCAUCGUCCUCCUGCAAAACAUCGGCGACGACAUCUUCACCCCAUCCGAAUUAGAAGCUUUGAGAACCUGGGUGAAGAAUGGCGGCGGUAUCGUAGCUAUUCACGGCGCAGCUGCAGCUAUGCAAGGGAACGAAUACUACACGAAACUGAUCGGAGCAAGUUUCGACAUGCAUCCCGACCCUGAACCCGGUACCAUCGUUCCCGAAGAGUCCGGCCAGAAACACCAGAUCAUGAAUUGCUGUGGCGGGCGUGAGGGCUGGAAGGAUGAAUGGUAUAACUUCCACGCUCAUCCGAGGGCGAACAAAAACCUCCAGAUCUUACUGAGAGGUGAUCCGAAGACGUUUCAAGGAGGCAAACAUGGGGAUGAUCACCCUUUGGCAUGGUGUCAGGAGUUCGAGGGUGGCAGGAUAUUCUUCACGGCUUUAGGUCAUUUCGAUCAAGCGUACGAGGAUCCUUGGUUUAUUGGACAGGUCAAGAGAGGGCUGCUGUGGGUAACAAGGCGAACAGAGGUUUAAAGUGAGAGUAUGUGAAUUGAAACAUUGUCAUCUGAGAUGGUUGCCAUCUUUAUCGUUGACUUGGCGUCAUUCCCGUCCUUGGUCCAUCGCUUUGAGUCUGAUGGCGGAGUCAACGCGAAUGAACAUCGUGGACCCAAUAUCGAGAUGCACGCCAUCGCAGAUACAAUCAAAUAACGCCGCACGCCUGAUCCAAGACUCCGAA